Molecule: messenger RNA, 3616 nt
Organism: Ctenopharyngodon idella (grass carp)
Lineage: Eukaryota; Metazoa; Chordata; Actinopteri; Cypriniformes; Xenocyprididae
Gene: slc44a5b
Product: solute carrier family 44 member 5b
Exons: 23
Coding region: 203-2395 (730 amino acids)
Biological process (GO): transmembrane transport
Cellular component (GO): membrane
Molecular function (GO): transmembrane transporter activity
Source: RefSeq, a predicted model, not a curated record
UACAAUGGACCGCCUCUGCGUGCGCAGUGUCCCACUGCUGAUGGCGCUGUAAACACAGUGACGCGGCCGUUGCGUGGCCCAUGCAAAUCACAGAUUGGUGUUGUAUAUGUGGACGAGUGCGAGAGACGCUAUAUUCACGUCCACAGCUUCAUAUGCAAUCACAUAAACAAAAGACACGCGAGGACUGCUCGUCGGAGGUGCAAUGGCAAGGAAAAGUGCAAUUCCUCCUUCAUACUAUGGGGAGCCACACAAAUUUGACCCCACAUUCAGAGGACCCGUUCACAAUAGGGGCUGCACAGACGUGCUUUGCUGUGUGAUCUUUGUCAUCGUCAUCCUCGGAUACAUCGUUCUGGGAACAGUGGCUUGGAUGCAUGGGGAUCCCCGGAAAGUGGUCUACCCGACAGACAGCUAUGGGCAGUUCUGUGGACAGCGGGAUACUCCUAAUGCAAAUAAAGCCAUAUUAUUUUACUUCAAUAUUUUACAAUGUGCCAAUCCUACAGUCCUCAUUAACCUCCAGUGCCCUACAACUCAGCUGUGUGUAUCCAAGUGCCCAGAUAGAUUUGCCACAUACAUUGACAUGCAAUACAACUAUAGACGCAAUAAGACCUACUGGGAAUACUACAAGCAAUUCUGCAAGCCGGGAUUCAACAAUCCUGAUAAGGCGGUUUCUCAGGUGCUACGGGAUGAAGAUUGUCCCUCAAUGAUUGUGCCAAGCAGACCAUUUCUCCAGAGGUGCUUUCCCGAUUUCAUCACCAGAAACGGGAUGUUAACUGUUGCAAACCAAACAAGCUUCAAAGAUGGACAUGGUAAAACCAGAAGUGUCGUCGAUCUGAGAGAUGCGGCAAACAAAGUUACAGCCAUGCAGCAAGGAACAGAAAGUGGCAUCACCAGCCUGUUGGAUGCAAAGGAAAUCGGCAUCAAGAUCUUUGAGGAUUUCGCCAGCUCUUGGUUUUGGAUUCUAGUUGGUCUGGUGAUUAGCAUGCUGGUCAGUCUGAUCUUUAUUCUGCUGCUGAGGUUCACCGCUGGCGUUCUCUUCUAUAUGGUCAUCUUCGGGGUCAUCGCGGCUGUGGGCUAUGGAAUAUGGCAUUGUUACUGGGAGUACAGUUCUCUCAAGGGGAAGCCGGACUCUGAUAUCACCAUCUCAGACAUUGGGUUCCAGACUGACUUUCGGGUGUACCUGCAGCUGAGUCAGACCUGGCUCAUAUUCAUGAUCUCCUUGGCUGUCAUUGAAGCUUUCAUCAUCUUAGUGCUGAUAUUCCUGCGGAACAGAGUUCGUAUUGCCAUCGCUCUUCUGAAGGAGGGCAGCAAGGCGAUUGGCUGCAUCAUGUCAACACUCUUCUAUCCCAUCAUCACCUUUCUGCUGCUGGCUCUCUGUAUCGCAUACUGGGCUGUUACAGCUGUGUUCCUGGCAUCAUCUGGCGAUGCAGUCUAUAAAGUAAUGUCAACACUACCUGACUGCAAGUAUACCAAUCUCACCUGUGACCCAGAGACCUUCAGUAAAUCAAACGUGACUAAACUGUGUCCGGGCUCCCAGUGCACAUUUGCUUUUUACGGUGGGGAGAGUUUGUACCACCGUUAUAUCUUUGUACUUCAGCUCUGCAAUUUACUUGUCUUCCUCUGGCUGGUGAAUUUCACCAUCGCUCUGGGCCAGUGCACCCUCGCUGGGGCUUUUGCCUCAUAUUACUGGGCCUUGAGGAAGCCAGAAGACAUCCCACCUUGCCCCUUGGCUUCAUCAUUUGGCAGGGCUUUAAGGUAUCACACGGGCUCUCUUGCAUUUGGAGCUUUGAUUCUUUCCAUCGUACAGUUCAUCCGGAUUAUUCUGGAGUAUCUCGACCACAAACUGAAAGGUGCUCACAAUGCAUUUACACGCUUCCUGCUGUGCUGCCUCAAAUGCUGUUUCUGGUGCCUUGAGCACUUCAUCAAGUUCAUGAACAGGAAUGCUUACAUUAUGAUUUCAAUAUAUGGGAAGAAUUUCUGUGCCUCAGCGCGAGACGCUUUCUUCUUGUUAAUGAGGAACGUUAUGAGAGUUGCUGUUCUGGACAAGGUGACUGACUUCCUGCUGUUCUUGGGCAAACUGCUGAUCUCAGGGAGUGUGGGUGUUCUUGCGUUCUUUUUCUUCACCCGCCAAAUACCAGUAAUCCAGGAAGAGGUGCCGUCAUUAAAUUACCAUUGGGUCCCUCUACUGACUGUGAUAUUUGGAUCCUAUAUGAUUGCACACGGAUUCUUUAACGUCUAUGCCAUGUGUGUAGACACAUUGUUCCUCUGCUUCUUGCUUGAUCUGGAGAAGAACAACGGCUCGGCAACCCGGCCGUAUUACAUGAGCAGCAGCCUGCGAGCCAUCCUCAACAAGAAGAACCACAAGAGGCCAAAGGAGAAAAAGAAAGGCAGAAAAUAAAAGGAGCAAGCAACAAAAAGGCACUGAUCUGAAAAACAGACACUGCCGGUUGUUGUUCUGUUUGCUGACCAUCAGCGUCCUAAAUGGACUGCUUUAAGCAGUAUUCAGUCAUGUCCGUAGGCAGCCUUUGUGUUAUAAAUCUUAUUAGAAGCCCAAAAAUACAAAUACAAGAGUCUUCGAUCUGAUCAGCAUCUUUUUGUUAUGUUUUCAUUAUGAAGGUAAAUAUAAUUGACAAUUAUAAUUGGCAACUAAAUCAGCUGCGAUUAUUUCCUGUUUAUAGGUGUGUGGAAGUGUCUUGCUUUCUAUGCAUUUUUAUAGAUUUAGUAAUUUUUUAACCGAUUCUUGUCUUUUAUAUGACCAUUGCAUUCUGUUAGCACCCAUUUGGGGUGAAACUGCCACUUUUCUCAUAUUGAGAAAAUGACCGGUAACACAUUUUAAUUGCUCUUCACUAGAUGAAUUUUCCUCAACUUUUAUAAGUUGCUGAUUGUAAUUGCAGUUCAGCUGAAGUGCCUUACUCCAACACUCCGUUAACAGCUCUUUUAACCUCAACCACAUGUUGAUUUGAGCCCUUUUCUGCUGUGCAGAGCUUUAAACUCUUAUUUAUUCCUUCAUUACUGCUCUUAUUCAUCCAUCCAAACUGCAUUUCUCAUCAGAUCGAUUGCUCUCUAGCAGUAGGUUACAACCCUUGCUCCUUCAGAGUGAUUUCAUUUUGUCCGUUCACACUUCAUUAUAGCCAAGGAAGGACUUCAAUUUAUGUUAAUAACACCUUGAUAUGAAUAUGUGUGCAGAAUGUUAGUAGUUAUUUUAGGUUGACUAAUUUCUCCUCAUAUUUUGAUGUUUUUUACAAUGUUACAAUGUACACAUUUUUCCUCCUUAUUUAAAAGGGAUAUUUCUUCAAAUGUUUUAAUCAAAAUCCAUUUUUUUACCAGUUUUAUGUUAAGAACACUUGAAUGUGAACGCUAAUACAGUGAGUGCAUGUGCUGAAAUGUUAUUCGGCUCUCAUAAUUCAUUUAAAUUGUAUUUUUUUUUUUUUUUUUUUUUAACACUUGUCUUAUCUUAUUAGUAUGUAACUUUAUUUAAUUCUCUUCUUUUACAGUGUGGUAAAUGUUUUUAUUAUUUUUGUGACCAUAUAUUGUGCUAAUUUGUAAUGCAUAAUAACACUAUGGUGUAAUCCACGUGCAUGCAAGGUUAAAUUCGGAAAUAAAGUAUUUCAUAUAAGUA